CUUGUGCAGGGGGCGAUGACAGUAUUGGCAUUGAGACCCUGACCCUCUGUCCUCAAGAAGAGUGUGAUGUGAGCUAGUAUCGCGCCUUGAGUUAGGCGGGGAUGGGGGUGGAGAAGACGCCCGUGGAGCCAAUGGCUGUGUGGGGGGUGCUUUUGAAAGCGCCUGAAGUCUGUGCUGCAGGUUCAGUCCUGCUGGUUGGUGGCAGAAGUAGGAGUGAAUUAGGUGGAGCAUAGGCAGCGGAAGGAACAGGAGGAGCUACUGUCCUUUUUAAACAUCCUCCUAGACUCUGCCCUUAGCCACAAUCCAAAUUCCCAAGCCUUGGGUCAGCCAAACUGCCCCCUCCAUGUCCGCCCGGCAGGCUUAUCGACACAUCUGUUGCAUGGGAGCUCAAGUUUGUGUGGGUUCCUUGGCUCCCCUUCAGCACGGUUCCACUCUUACUAAGAUGCUUGGUUGUAAUUCCCUCAUCGUUGUAUUCUCAAAUUGUUCUCCUAUGACACUAGCUUAGAAUGUUUUCAUAUCUUCUUCCUACAGCUGAGCUCUUGAUCACAUCUUGUUGCUUUCGAUCUCCUCCAUCUGUUCCACAGAUUCAUCCUGCUCAGUACUAUCAGUCCAACUGUUCAACAGAUUCAUCCUGCCUACUACUGUCAGUCAUCUUACUAAAACAUCUUUUAGGAUUGUGUUAUUUUCCUGCUUAGACACCUCCAGUGGCCAUCAAUUUACCACUCAGUGGAUUCUAAGCUCCUGCCAGGGCAUUAACUGUUUUACCUAGUUCGGCACUAACGGCCAUAUUUUCCAGAACUGUGCUAGAAAACACUUCUACUGCUCUGUAUCUGGGCUGUUCAGUUUUUUCUUAACACGUUGCAUAGUUUGCUUAUGCUUUUGCCUCAUUUCUGUCUCCUGAACUGUUUUGAAAAUGUGGCCACUUCUUACAUUAUGCUUUACUGAUUAUUCUAGGCAAAAGUGACCCCCUCUUUCUUCCUCUUCACUCUUACUGCUCUUAUUUUGUACUAGUCAUUUUAUUUAUUCAAUAAUCAUUAUUGAUUGUGCGCCUACUAUGUGCUUGAGUUUGUUCUAAUUGUGAGAUAAUCAGUGAAUAAGGCAGACAGCGUUCUUGCUUUCAUAGAGCAAACAUUCUAGUUGGGGUAGGUGUAUAGUAAAUAGUGAAGUAAAAUGAUUAAAUAGAAAUGAUAUGCAGAAAAUUAAAUAAGAUUUUAUGAAAAAUAGUGACUUGCUGGUUUCUUCCGAUUAUUGGUCAAGGAAGAUCUCUUUAAGGAUAUUAUUGAAGAGGAAUUUACUUAAUCAACAGGAACAGUUGGCAUAAAGGAACUGAAGAAGGCCAGUGUAGCUGGAGUAUAGUGGAUAAUGGGGAAAGGGUACAGGUUAAAUUUAGAAAACAGAGUUCAGAAUCUUAGAAGUCUUUGGAAGCCAGGGUAUGUAAUUUGGAUUUUAUUAUAAAUGUGAUUAGAGGGUUUAAAUAGGGUUGUGAUAUGAUUUAAUUUUCCUUUUUAAAUCAUCAUUCUGGCUACUAUGUGGAAAAUUGACUAUGGUGGACUAGUAAUAGAAGCAGAGAUUAGAGGCCUUCACAGUGUAUAAGAAUUUCUGGAAUGGACGUAUUAAAAUAGAGGUGAUGAACGGGCAGUAGGGAUAAUCAGAGAGCCAGAUGCUUAAAGGUGAUGCAACUUUUGGUGAUGAGAAAAUCAAAGCUAAGACCGAGACAAAGUGGAAGGUUUGAGGUUGAGAUUAAGGAACUGAGGGACUGUGAUGUUAAAUGGAUCAUCCAUAUGGAUGGUCAUGGAGGUCAUGCUGGAUAGUAUAUUUUAAGCUAGGUAUUAAAGUCAUUAGUGAGCGAAGAAGAAUUGUCCUGGGACCAGAGAGGGUGGCAGCAAAUAGUACAGCCCGAUGGCAUGUACUUCAAAGGGAAUGGGAUUUGAGGAGGUAGAGGAGGAAGAAGUGGUUUGGAAGGAGCAGUGGCAAACAUGGAAAAUAUUUACAACCUGCAGGUCCCCAGGCAUUGUUCAAGAAUGGAAGAGGAUACAGAUUUCAGAAUCAGAUUUAGUUCUUUGUGUUUCAUAACUGAUCAUGUUGGUUUUUGUGGCACCAUAAAAAGCUCACCAAGUGACUUCAUUGUUAUUGAGAUUGACGAACAGGGAGAGUUAGUUAAUAAAGAGAGUGACAAACUUGUUAACAAGGUUAGUAAAGUACUGCCUGAGCCAAAUACUUUGGCUAAAAAAGCAAAACUAGAUCUUCAGAUUUUAUCUUUUGAAGAGACAAGCAAUCAAGAAGUCAGUACUUGGGCUGGGAGCUCCAGUGAUGACCACAAUUUUGUGCCUUGUUCAGAAAAGGAAGAUACUAUCAAAGAUAGAACUUACAAAGGUGAAGAAGAAAAUGUUGAUGUAUUAGGCUCCUUGUUAGAUGAAAAAACUAAUGAAUUACUGAAUCAGUUUGCCUGUGAUAUAAAAGAGAAGUGGGACUCUAAAACUGAGCUACUUGGACCAUCUCCUGAAUUCUUAUUAGGCAGAAUCCUUGAUAAGAACCAGAGGGCUGCCUUGCAUAGUGCUGUUAGGCAGAAAUUUCCUUUUUUAAUAACUGUAGGAAAAAACAGUGAAAUUGUUGUAAGACCAAAUCUUGAGUAUAAAGAACUUUGUCACUUGGUAUCUGAAGAGGAAGCAUUUGACUUUUUUAAAUAUUUGGAUGCAAAGAAAGAAAAUUCCAAAUUUACCUUUAAACCUGAUACGAACAAAGAACACAGAAAAGCUGUCCACCAUUUUGUCAACAAGAAGUUUGGAAAUCUUGUGGAAACCAAAUCCUUUCCUGAACUGAAUGACAGUGCUGAUAAUCCAAAUGUAGUGAUAACUGUAAGAUUUCGGGUCAAGGCACACAAGCACUGGAAGAGGUCUCUUCUUGAAUGCCAGGGAAGAAAAGACAUAUACACAGCUUUUACCCUACGAAAAGAAAAUCUAGAAAUGUUUGAAGCAGUUGGUUUUUUAGCUGUCAAACUUGGUGUGAUUCCUUCGGAUUUUAGUUAUGCAGGACUUAAAGACAAGAAAGCCAUCACUUAUCAAGCGAUGGUGGUUAGAAAAGUGACACCAGAGAGGUUGAAAAAUAUUGAAAAAGAAGUUGAAAAGAAAAGAAUGAAUGUGUUUAACAUUCGGUCUGUAGAGGAUUCCCUUAGACUUGGUCAGCUCAAAGGAAAUCACUUUGAUAUUGUCAUCAGAAAUUUAAAAAAUCAAAUAAAUGAUUCUGCAAACCUGAGAGAGAGAAUUUUGGAGGCAAUAGAAAAUGUUAAGAAUAAAGGGUUUGUGAAUUACUAUGGACCACAGAGAUUUGGGAUGGGAAGGAAAGUUCACACAGACCAAAUUGGAUUGGCUUUGCUGAAGAGUGAAACGGUGAAGGCUGUAAAAUUGUUUUUUACGCCAGAAGAUUUGGAUGAUCCUGUAAAUAGAGCAAAGAAAUAUUUUCUUCAGACUGAGGAUGCUAAAGGCACAAUUUCCAUGAUGCCCGAAUUCAAAGUUCGGGAGAGAGCCCUGUUAGAGUCACUGCAUCGCUUUGGCGUGACAGAGGAGGGCUGCAUCCAGGCGUGGUUCUCCUUCCCCCAUUCUAUGCGCAUAUUCUACGUUCAUGCAUACAGCAGCAAAAUCUGGAAUGAGGCAGUAUCUUACAGACUUGCAACUUAUGGCUCAAGAGUUGUGGAGGGUGACUUGGUCUGUUUGGAUGAAGAUGUUGACAAUGAGCAAUUACCAAGUAGUAAAGUUCAUCUGGUAACCAAAGAAGAGGAAUCAGCUAACAUAUAUACAAUACAUCAGGUGGUUCUUCCAGUGCUUGGAUACAAUAUUCAGUACCCUAAAAAUAAAGUGGGGCAGUGGUACCAGGAAGUACUCAGCAGAGAUGGACUACAGACAUGUAAAUUUAAAAUACCUACCCUGAAACUGAAUAUUCCAGGAUGCUAUAGAAAGAUUUUGAAACAUCCCUGUAAUCUCUCAUACCAGCUGAUGGAAGACCAUAGUAUUGAUGUCAAGAAGGAAGGUUCCCACAUUGAUGAAGCAACUUUAUCUCUUUUGAUCUCUUUUGAUCUUGACGCUUCGUGUUAUGCUACAGUUUGUCUGAGGGAAAUAAUGAAGCAUGACUUUUAAAAAUGAUACCCUUGAUAUAAUCAUGUAUGUGCCACUUUUUAAAGGAAAGUGAAAAGGGAACUAAAAUUUCUUGAGUGUCUACCAUGUGCUAGGAGCUUUAUAAUUGUUAUCUCCUUUAAUUAUACACCAUCCCAAUGAAGUAGGAAUUUGAUACUUAUAUUGAAGAGGACCUACAGCCAGUAAGUGGCAAAAUCUGAACUUAAGACUCCAAAGCCUUUGUUUUUUCUAUUAUCUAAUGUCUCGAUGACCUUUAUUCUGUGCUGUAAAAGUAAAAAUCUUUCUGGACUAUUAGGAGCAUACUGCAAGAUAACAUUAAAGAAGGUGACAUUAAAGAAAAACUUUUGGAGUAAUGUUUAUAUCCUCAGGCUACUUGCUUAAAAUGUUGAUGAAACUAGGUUGUAAUGAAAACAUAUGGUUGAAGAGAAAGAUAAAAGAAGCAUUUUGUUAAUUAGUGCCAUUCUUCGCUAUUUUUGAAAUUAUUGAUCAGAACAGUACUUCAGGAAAAUAUUAUCCCUCUAUUUAUUAAUAUGAUAUCCCAGGGGUAAAAAAUUACCCCUUUAUGAAAUAAAUGAUCUUUGAUGAACAUUGAAA
Messenger RNA from Bubalus bubalis (water buffalo), 4721 nucleotides. It is a transcript of the gene PUS7L, whose product is annotated as pseudouridine synthase 7 like. Gene Ontology annotation, cellular component: nucleus. The transcript has 9 exons. The record is from RefSeq and is a predicted model, not a curated record. The coding region runs from base 1977 to 4130 and encodes 717 amino acids. NCBI's taxonomy places the organism in Eukaryota, Metazoa, Chordata, Mammalia, Artiodactyla, Bovidae. Gene Ontology annotation, biological process: pseudouridine synthesis. Gene Ontology annotation, molecular function: RNA binding; pseudouridine synthase activity.